AUGCCUGGCUACCGACCUCGUAGGGGAGGCAAGCCUCCUGUGAAAGGGCGUGCUGGGAAAAAGGUCUCUGUAGUUGAGAAGCAGGAUUUCUUCCAGAGUUCGCGGUUAAAAGAGACAGAAGAUGAUGCUUCGCAAGAUGAGCCCAGAAGCGUGGAAGAUGCCUUGUAUGCCGCCGAAGAAGACGAGUCUGAAGGAGGCAUCAUCCAGCCUGGGACUGAAAGCGAAGACGAGACACCCGCUCCAAACUCCUACGCUCUGCUAUUACAAUCGCUCAGCGCACGAAAAGACAAGUCUGAACCUCCGAGGAAAAAGAGAAGGCUUUCACGUAGCCAGGAGAAUGGAGAACACUCAGCAAAAAGGACUGUCUCAGAUGGAGAGCCGCUUCAAAACCAAAGCUCCCAGGCAAAUGAGGACGAGCAACCUCCAGAGCUCCUAGAUGGGCCGGAAACAGAUGAAGAGCACCUGGAAGCCGACGUAGCAGACGCUGAUUCGGAAGAUGAGGAGACCCUCCUGCGAGAUCCAUUCGAGAAACAUUACACGACUGUCUCGGAACAAGAUUUCAAAGCUGCAAUCAAACAGGUGGAUCAAAAGCAGUGGGAUACCUCCUCCUCUAGAUCGGACUCCGGUGUUCGAAGCACGGUACUCUUCACGACGCAGUAUCCAUCCAAAGUUAAUGCGCUGAAAUCGACAAAAGACGCUUAUCUAAAGCGUCGGCUGGUCGACAGUGGAGACAAAGUUAUGUCUGGUUUGUCUUCGGAGGAGAAGAACGUCGCCGCAUGCGUGUUCAACUAUGUUGACAUGAUCAAUGGGUGCCGAAGUAUUCAAAAUUCAAGCCGUUUGCGCGAUGUAUCUUGCCUGCACGCUCUCAACCACAUCUUCAAGACGAGGGAUCGGGUGCUGAAAAACAAUGCGAAGUUGAGUUCAGCGUCUAAUACUGAGGCACUAGACCUCCGCGACCAAGGGUUCACUCGACCCAAAGUCCUGAUCAUUGUGCCUACGAAACAGGCAUGUGUGCGUUUCGUCGAAAGCAUUGUCAAACUCAGCGAACCUGAUCAGCAAGAAAACAAGGCUCGCUUUCUGGAGACAUAUUCUCAUGAAGAUGAGGAUGAAUGGCAGGACAAACCAGAAGACUUUCGAGCACUUUUUGGCGGCAAUCAUGAAGAAGACUUCCGGGUCGGGUUGAAAUUCACCAGGAAGACCAUCAAGUAUUUUUCUGGCUUCUACAACUCGGACAUCAUCUUUGGCUCCCCUCUUGGGUUGAUGCGCACAAUUACCACAGGAGGCGGCAAGGACAAGAAGAAAUCACACGACGCCGACUUUCUCUCGUCCAUUGAGCUCGUCAUCAUGGACCACACGAACGCCUUACAAAUGCAGAACUGGCAACAUGUGGACUAUGUCUUCUCUCAACUCAACCUUCUCCCCAAGGACUCCCAUGGCUGCGACUUCUCUCGCGUCCGCCACUGGUAUCUCGACGGACAAGCUAAAUAUCUGCGCCAAACGAUUAUACUGUCUGACUACCUGACCCCUGAAAUUAACGCCUUGGUCUCGACGCACUUACACAACGUCGCUGGGCGAGUGAAACUGGUGCCGACAUAUCCCGGGGCAAUGCUCUCAGUCUCCUCCUUAGCCCUCCCAUUCACCUCGGGCAUACCUCAGACCUUCCUGCGCAUCCCCUCGCCAAACCCCUUGUCCGACUCCGAUGCCCGCUUCAAAUUCUUCACCACCACGAUCCUUGCGCCGCUCGUGCGCGACGCACGACAUCAACGGGGAAUCCUGCUCUUCAUCCCCACAUACGCCGACUUUGCGCGUGUGCGGAAUCAUCUCUCGACGUCCUCAGACGCUACCGCGCUCUCGUUUGGGAGUAUCUCGGAGUACACGCCCGUCAAGGAGGUGAUGCGCGCGCGUUCGCACUUCCUCUCCGGCCGGCAUGCCGUGCUUCUGUACUCGGAGCGAGCGCACCAUCAUUUCCGGUACCGGAUCAAAGGUGUCCGGAAGAUCUUGUGGUACGGCGUGCCCGAGAAUCCCAUCUUUUGGGCCGAGAUCAUCGCGCUCCUGGGACUUGGGACGGACACGGACAGAGCGCCACACGCUUCCAAGGGCGGUGCUAAGGGAGUCGUCCGGGCGCUGUUCUCAAAAUGGGAUGUGUUGAAGCUGGAAAGGAUUGUUGGCACCGAGAGGGUGGGGAGAUUGAUCAAUGACCAAGGAGGCGAUACCUUUGAUUUCGUCUAG
Molecule: messenger RNA, 2229 nt
Organism: Fonsecaea nubica
Lineage: Eukaryota; Fungi; Ascomycota; Eurotiomycetes; Chaetothyriales; Herpotrichiellaceae
Exons: 2
Coding region: 1-2229 (742 amino acids)
Biological process (GO): maturation of SSU-rRNA from tricistronic rRNA transcript (SSU-rRNA, 5.8S rRNA, LSU-rRNA)
Cellular component (GO): nucleolus; small-subunit processome
Molecular function (GO): rRNA binding; U3 snoRNA binding
Source: RefSeq, a predicted model, not a curated record